UUUGCAACACUUGCACAGCAAGCGUAAAAGAAAAAUUUCUUUGUGCAAUUUACAAACAUUUCGUGAUCCCCGUGAAGCAAGCAAAAGCCGCGAGUGAAAAAAGCAGCUAGAGCUGCAAAUAUCAAUUAACGCAUUGCAAACUCUUAACACCCACAACACACAAUAGCACACCCCGCAACGGCACCGAAAUCGACGCAAUGCCAGUGUGCAAAUUGCUCGUUGUAGCAUCGCCAAUGGGUAGCAGAACUGAAAAUGUACAUUUUACAUAAACUGUGAUUAUGAGUUCCACAAAAUCUCAAGUAGCCCUUGCUACAAAUAUUCCAACCAACUUAGCCUCCGCCUCAGCCACCUCCACUGCGGCCGCCGCCGUUGUUGUUGUCGCCGCCGUUGCCUCAAAUAACAGUUCGACGUCACCAGCAACAGGAGCAGCAGUAGCAGCAACAGCAACAGCAGCAACAACUACAACUGCAACAGCAUCAUCAGUGACGUCAUCAACAGCCACAACGGCAACAACAGUGACAACAAUAACAACACAAACAGCAGCCAGCAGCAACAACAAUAACAAUAACAACAACAACAACAACAACAACAACAUUAACAUCAGCAACGAGGACACGUCUUCCGCUUCCAAUUUGGGGCGACAGAACAGUUUUGGCAAUAGACGCGGCAACAUGAAGGGCAAACAUCUUACACGCAGUCAUGCCAUGCGCGAGUCAACAUCGCCUCCACACACGCCAACGCCUCGAGUCGCCUCCGAGCAGCAGCAACAGCAGCAGCAGCAGCAACACCCCAGCGAUGCCCAUGAGCACAACAAUAAUACUAACAAUAACAACAACAGCAAUGCCAUACUAAAUAAUAAUAAUAGCAAUACAAAUACCAAUAGCAAAGCACAAUCAACUGGACGCGGCAAUUCGCCGCUCAUGGAGACUCCUGCUGUGAUUGUUACUAGUCAGCAACAGCAACACCACCAGCAACAGCAACAGCAGCAGCAACAAUCACCACUGAAUGUGCCACUGCGAGACGAGGCAGAGUUUCCCAAGUUGUCGCCUCCCAAGAAAUCUGGAGCUGGUCAACAUAAUCGCACCAACAGCAGCGGCAGCUCUGGCAUUGAAUACAACAACAACAGCAGCAGCAGCAACAAUAACAAUAACAACAACAAUGGCAAAAAGUAUGUGGUGGAUUUAAAAGCUAACGGACUGGACAAGCAUCACAACAACAACUCGAACCCCAAUAAUAACAACAACAACUCUGGUGCUCUGCUCUACAACUCGGGCAUGAAUUAUAAGGCAGCGGAGCGUCAUGAUCGUCACGAGCGCCAUGAAAUGUCCAGCCAGAAUAGCAAUCUCAGCAACAGCAACCACGAGGAGGAGCAGUAUCAUUAUGAGCGUGGAGCUGGUGGUGUCGGAGGCGGUGGCGGUGGCAAGAAGCAUCGUGCCAAUACCAAUUCAAAGGGUUCCAAGCCACGUUUGAAGAACCUAACUGGCAGCUCAUCGGGCAGCAUUGAUGGUGGUGCUGGCAAUAAUGGCGGCAAUGGCGGCAAUGGUGGUGGUGGUGGUGCCGCUAGUGUUAGUCACUGUGGCAACAAUUCUCAAACAUUGGGCAACUCGAACAAUUCAAGCAACAACACAUCGGGCUUCAUAUCGCGCGUCUUUCGUCAAUCAGAGAACUCAAGCGAACAGUACACGGACUUUGGUGGCACAGAUCUGUUAACCUUCUUUCGCGAUACGCUUAACAAGAAUCCCAAGGAUCGUAAUAUAUUGUUAAAAAUCGAAAAGGAUUUGAUGGAAUUCGUACAGGAUAAGAGUCGUGGCUGUGAGUAUCGAUUUCCGCCAGCUUCCUCGUACAAUCGCAUGCUCAUACAUCGCACGGCUGCGUUCUUUGGUAUGGAUCACAAUGUGGACUCGGAGACGCAGCAAUGCGUCAUUGUUGCUGUUACCAAGGGCACUCGCAUACCAGAGAUUCGCUUCAAGUCUCUGGUACGUGGCGACCAUCGUGACGAUGCACGCAAGUCAAUUCUGAAGCGGGAUACGCACAGCUUCGAUGAGGUGCGUCAGUCGCCAUAUCUUUGCCCAGAGCGUGUUAUGCUCGACCGUAAGGCCAAGAGCUUUGAGGAGCGUGAAGAGGAUUAUGAUCGAGCGCGCAGUCGCAUCUUCAAUCGCACAUCGCAACAGGAUGGCUACGGUGGAGAGAUGACCAAUGAUGAGUGCUAUGGUGGCGGUGGGGGUAAUGGAGGUUGGCACAAUGCUGUCGAACAGCAGCAGCAGCAGCAGCAGCAACAACAACAACAGCUGCCAAGACCCAAACGACCCAAUGGCAAAAUGCUGCAGAUGCAGAAUUCCACGGAGUCACGCGAUGGUGGUGGCAUGCGCUCUGGCGGUGCGGUGCCAAAAUCCCACAACUUUGGCAACUAUGGUGGACCGCCGAGUGCUGGAGGACCUGGUGGUUCUUCGUUGCCGCGCGGUGAUUCAACCAAUUCGAGCAAGAGCGGACGCGGUGGCUUUGCCAAACAGGAUUCGACUGGCAGCACCAGCACUCCCUGGCGCCUGUCGCCCUCGAGCAGCGGCUACAAGACACGCACACAAUCCGUGCGCUCCGAUUCCGUUACGCCAUCGCCUACGGGUUACGGCAGCGACAGGCAGACGCCGGAGUUCAGCCAGCCGCCGGUGCAGGUCCAGUCUUCUAGUUCCAACCGGGGAAUGGCCUCCUAUCUGCAGCAGUCAGCUACACCAUUAACAACAACAACUACGUCCAACAACGCGUCAGAGUCGGCAUCAGCUUCGGGACUCGUUUGGGCCGUCACAGACAUUUCGAGUGUGCCAAUUGGCAGCGUCCUCAUUGAUCCGCAAACCCUCCAACCAAUUCUCAAUCCAGACGGCUCCAUUUACCACUACGACCCGUCCAACUUGCCGCCCAAUCAGGCGCUGCAACAUCAAGCGGGCAACAAUGGAGGCGGUGCAGGUGGAGGUGGUGGCAACUAUCAAUCGAGCGGCACCUAUGCAUCCUAUCGCAAAUCGUCGCCACAUCAGCCACAACAGCAGCAACAGGUGGUGCAGCAACAACAGCAGCAACAACAGCAACAACAUCAUCAGCAACCACCUCAGCAGAUUUACAGCAAUGAAUUGUCCUGCAGCUCAACGGAGAGCUAUGCCGAGGAGGUACAAUCACCGGGCAUGGAGUGCUCCGAUGGCUAUGACAACUACACAGUUGACACUCAGCAACAGCAGCAGCAACAACAACAGCAGCAGCAGCCUUCACUCGACGGCAAGGGAAAUGAAUGUGAUAGCUUGUCCAGUGCCACGGGCUGUCUGAGCAUUACAACUUCGACCUCAACCAAGAACUAUGAUCGCAUUGAGGUGCAAAAGUAUAAGAAUCAGGCAACCAGUCCCAACAUACCUGCCUGUUGUGCCGGCGACAAAGAGAUGGAAGCAGUUGCCCAGCAACAACAACAACAGCAGCAACAACAGCAAUUGCAGCAGGAACCGGAACAGGAAGUUGUCGUUGUUGCAGCCAGCAGCAGCAGCAGCAGCACUGUAGCUUCUGCUGAAAUGCCCACAAGUCAAACGCCGCUGCCAGUGGCGUCGGCUCCCUUGAAUUGUGAUGCACAGUCGCUGUCACCGAGCACCACGCCAUACAGUCAGUGCGAUGUGAAGCCCGCCAGUCAGAGCCAAGCUCAGGUAGCUGUCGAGGAGCCGAAGACAACCACCUGGACUUAUACGCAAAGCUAUCAGGCACCCGAUGGUUCCACCGUGUUCCAUACCACAGCCACGCCCAACAGCGCUACGCCAUACUGCACUACCACAUAUCAGCAAGGACCCGAUGGCAGCAUCUAUGCUGUGCCCCAGGGCAUGGUAUAUGCGGCGUAUCCACAGCCCACGGUUAGCAGCGCCGCAUCGCAGCCAAUCUUCCAGCUGACGAGCAGCAGUCAACCGACGCAAACAUUGUUUGCCUCACAGGAUGGUGGCGAGCUGCCUGGCACCUACAUGAUACCUGUCUUCGAUCCGGCCCAGCAGCAGCGUGAGGGCCUUAUACCCGCCCAGGCUAUAUACCAGACGCCGGCUGGUCCAGCCACCGCUGUGAUGCCCAUGGCGACCGCCACCUAUCCGGCGGCACAAUUUGCUGCCGCAGCGCCCAACGGUGCGCCCAUCUAUCAGACGCCACUGAUUUACUCCAGUGAGCCAGCUGGUGCCCAGUUGCAACAACUGCCGAUGGCCACGUAUCCGAUCAGUUAUCCGUAUCAUUAUUAUCCCAUACCCUACUAUGUACCGCAACAGGCGGUCGCUACGGCGCCCAUGGUGGCCACAGCAGCGUCUGCCCAGCCACCCAAUGGUCCAGCUUCAUCGCAGGCACAGGCCCAGGCUCAGGCUCAGGCACAGGCUGCAGCCCAGCUGAAUCUCGCAACUGCCUCAGCGGCUGGACCGCCAACGGUAGCUGGCGGCCAGCAGACAAGCAAUGGACACAUUGUCAGCAGCAGCUCCAGCGGUGGCUAUUUGGGUGGUGCACGCGUGAAGCGCACACCUGGCGGUGGCUCAAUCCAUUACAAUCCCAGCUAUCAGGCAACGGCGACUGGACACGCCGCAGCGGCACAUCAUCCGGGUGCUGGAUCGGCGCAGAUCAUAACCACGCCCGGUGCCAGCACAACGACAUAUCAUGCGCUGCCCACGCUGACACUGGCACAUGGCGGUGCGGGGGCAAACUCUGAUCUCAAUGCCGCUGCCGCUGCUGCGGCAGCUGCUGCAGGUGCUCAUGUCUAUGCGCUGCCCGCCCAGCAUACCACAGCGUUGAUUCCGACCAACAUCUUUCCGUAUGCGGCGGGACAGGCGGGUGGCCAACAGGCGGGACCGCAUAAUGCGGUGUUGCAGCAACAGCACCAGCAGCCACCGCCGGCACCGCAUUCGGCACCACAUCAUGCAUUGAUUACAGCCACUCCCUUCUAUUCGGCUGGCAGCGGUUCAAUGGAUGCAUCUGCCUCACAGUCAGCGCCAAGUACGCCAGCGGCACCGGGACGCCAGGCACCGUUGUUUAGCACACCACCGGCGCCCAAUGGCGGCAGCGGCAACAGCAGCGGCGGCAUCGCAACGGGAGCUGGUGGUGGUGGUUAUCACAGCAACAGCUCCACACCGCACUACUAUCACAGCCAGAGCAGCAACGAGGGCGGCUAUGCCACGCCCUAUGAGAAGCGCAAUAAUGUCAGCGGUGGUGGUGGCGGUGGUAUGGGUGCACCUGCUCCAGGUCGCAAGCCAUACCAUCCCGGGGGCUACAAUCCACGGCACUCGGUGCCAAUGGGAGGAAUGCCCACAGGAGCCAAGACGCCACUACUCAAUUCCAACAAUGAGCCAACGCCGCGCGCCUCGCCCAGCAGCAUCAGUCUGGGCGGACCUGGUGGACACUCGACGUCCUCAAGCUAUCAUCAUGCUGGUCAUCGCGGGCCGCCGCCAGGCACGCUGGGCAAGCGUGACAUGAAGCCCGCACAGAUGCCGCUGAUAAGUGGACCGCCGCCGAGCUAUGCCACAUCGAGCAGUCCAGCUGCCACUGGCGGCUAUGAGGCAAAGCCUCCGGUGCGUCUGAAUGCCGGCGCCGCCAGUUUCCGUAGCCAGAAGUCCAUCAAUGCGGACUUUCGACGCAGCGUCUCGCAGCGCAACUCGCCGAGCGCCAAUGGAUCUGGCAAUGGCAACGGCAACGGUGGCAACAGCAGCCACGAGAGCAGCAACAACUCACCCAACAGUAUUGCAGGUGGCGGUGGCAGCAGCAACAACAACAGUGCCGCCAAUACGCCAAAUGCCACUGCGCAUGCAACUGGCAUGGGCACACAGUACAUUGUGGUGGAUCAUUCAACGGGAGCCGCUGUGAACACAUCGCCACCAUCGCUCUAUCUAAGCGGUGGCAGCAAUGCUGGCGGCGGCGGCGGCGGCAACGGUGCCGGACCGCGCGCCUCGCACAUUCCAGCCCAGCUGCAUCACAAUGCCGGGGCAGCGGCAGCGGCGGCGGCAGCAGCAGCAGCCGGAGCUGGCGGCCAACAGGCUGCAGCGAUGCUCAGUGGCGUCGCCGCCUUGGGUGGCUACAAUCCCAAUGGCGCUUCCGGUGUUUACAUCAAGUAUGGCCAAACAUACUUUGCGCAUCCCUUGCCCAACAGUCGACGUUCGCCCUCGAGUGAUAUUCGACCACAGAUGGCUCAGGUUACCGGCAUGUAUCCCGCCGCAAUGAUGAUACAAGCACCUCCACGUCAUCCAAGUCGUCAUCCAAAUCCGAACUACAAAGGAUCGCGUCCGCGGUAAAUUUACCGCACAGUGCUCAACGCAAGGACGCUUAUACAAAAGCAACAACAAAAACAAAAGAAAAUGAUAAAAAGAAAACUACAUAAACAUAACGACAUACCUAAGAUAAAUAUAAAUAGCAACCUAAUCUAGUGGAACAUAAUGUAGAUGACAAAAGAAAAACAUAAAAAAAAAGAAAGAGAAGUGAUGAAGUGAAGAAGUGAAGAAAGAACAGAAACGAGAACACAGAGCAUAGAAGGAGCAAAGGACCGAAGACAAUGAUAGAGAGAGAGUUGUUGGGCAGCAGCAGAGGAGACUGAAAGGGGAUAGCAGAGGGGGAAGUGUGAGAAUAUUGUUAUCUUCCGCAGAGAUAAAAAAAGGAGCGUACAGCAACUUAGCAUAUAGCCCUAGUUAAGAACUAUAAAGUGAAGCAACAACAACAGCAUCAGAAACAAGAACAACAACAACAGCAGCAGCGACAACAAAAAACAAAUCAGUAAAUAUUAACAAUGCUGUAUAUUUUGUGCCAUUAAAAAUAGUCUUUAAUAAAAGUAAUAAGAAAAAAGAGUACCGAAGAAGCAAUAAUUGAACACAACGACAGAGAACAAAGGACAAUGGACAAAUGACGAAUAACUCUAUAACUGGACUGUGACCCUCGUUAAACUAUUAGAAUAUUAUGUGAUGCGUUAAUUUUGGCAGAAUUCUUUUAGUCCGAUCGCUAAGGCAAGACAACAGCAGCAGAGAAUCUCCAGAUUUAUCGUAUCUCCCAUUCUUAUUAGAAAUCUUUUCAGUUCUUCUCUCAACAAUUGCGCUGCUAUCGCUGCUAUCUAAAACAAAAAUGAUAAAAUGUAUUAUAAUUAAUAACUAUGGUCUUGCUUUGGUGUGUUUAAUUGAAUGCGUUUUAAUUAUGUUAGAAAUCUCAACCAAAAAGCAAAUGUAACUCCAACUGAAAUGACCGAAAACGACCCGACACUGGCCAAGAAAGACUGCUGCCAAACAAAAACAUUAUUGUGGGCGUGGCUUGUACUAUAUUUAUACUUAUUUUGUAUUGCAAAAUUUGGAAUUUGUAAAGCUCUUCGAGUUGGUUGGCUCCACAAGAAUUCUCGAAACAUCAACAACAUCUGUUCGAAAUUAAACAAGUUUUGUUAUUAAGUCAAAUUAAAUAUUACACAUUAUUAUUAUUAGUUAUUAUUAUUAUUACGCUGAUCAUUUUGUGAAAUUUUUAUUUGAAUUUCCUUAUUAUGUUUAUGUUUUUUCUUUUGAAUUAGAAUUGAAUUCUUUAUGUUCUUUUUUAAUUUCUGUUCCUUACGGCAAAGAAGCUGCACUUUAUUUUCGUUAUGAUUAAUAAUAAGAAUGAGUAAUAAAAUGAAAUAUACAUAGUAAAGAGAUGGGAAGAGAAGCAAA
This is a messenger RNA of Drosophila innubila, 7655 nucleotides long. RefSeq names its product protein encore (gene enc). NCBI's taxonomy places the organism in Eukaryota, Metazoa, Arthropoda, Insecta, Diptera, Drosophilidae. The coding region runs from base 279 to 6272 and encodes 1997 amino acids. The record is from RefSeq and is a predicted model, not a curated record. Gene Ontology annotation, molecular function: nucleic acid binding. The transcript has 12 exons.